AUGCGGGUGAAGGAGCUGCAUCCUCUCUGCUGUAUCACUCUGGAGAGUCCACACGGGAUUAACGACAACAAGUCGUCGGAGCCGGUGACGAAUUUGACUAGGUCGAGGAGUCUUCCGGCGACGUCUUUCGCGCUCGGAUCCGGCCGGAGGAAGGUGAACUCGUUGGGAUCGGAGUCGGAGACUGUGGCUGGGAUCUUAUACAAGUGGACGAACUUCGGUAAAGGAUGGAGAUCUAGAUGGUUCCUCCUCCGCAACGGAAUCCUCUCUUACUCUAAGAUCCGGCGACCGGAGAAUUUGAAUCUCCUCUCUCCGUCGGACGAUGUGAGACUAAUCGGAAAUAUCUCCGCCGAUCGUCUCACCAGGAUGGAUAGUUGCAGCGGUCGCCGGAAACAGCAGAAAACCGUCGGCAUUGUUCAUCUCAAGCAGGUUUCGUCUUUUAGAGAAAGCAAGUCUGAUGAUAGAAAGUUCUAUAUAUUCACAGCAACAAAGACUCUUCAUCUGAGGACUGAUUCUAUAAGUGACAGAGCAGCUUGGUUACAAGCUUUAGCAUCUACAAAAUGCAUUUUCCCUCUCCGGUCACUUAAUGGGGAUUUCUCAUUCAAGUCACCAAAGGAUUUGUCUAUAUCGACUGAGAGACUAAAGAAACGGCUGCAAGAAGCGGGAAUGAGCGAGAAUCUAGUAAAAGAGUGUGAACAGAUCAUGCUCUCAGAGUUUUCUGAAAUGCAUGGACAAAUCAAACUUCUACAUGAAGAACGGACGAAUCUGAUUGACGCAUUGAGGCAGCUAGAGGCAGCUAAUCUUGAAGCUGGAGCAUCAGGGAUCGAUGACAAUGUCUACCAAUUAACAAAGCAUGAAUUUUCAAGCCUUGGACGUGGGAAGUAUAGUGAAUGCAGCACAACUGCUUCAUCUGAUGAUAAACAAGAAUUCGAGGAUGUGUCUGAGGAAGAUGAGCCUUCUUUCCAUGACACGAAAGAGUACUUUAACGAACCUAAUGCUUGUUCUGGAUCCAAUCUAUCAAUCAAGAGAAGAACAAAGCUUCCUGAUCCAGCUGAAAAAGAGAAAGGUGUUAGUCUUUGGUCUAUGAUUAAAGACAACGUUGGAAAAGAUCUCACCAGAGUUUGCCUCCCUGUGUAUUUCAACGAACCAAUAUCAUCCCUCCAAAAGUGCUUUGAAGAUUUGGAGUAUUCAUAUCUUCUGGACAGAGCAUAUGAACAUGGAAAAUCUGGGAAUGGUCUUUUAAGAGCCUUGAAUGUUGCGGCUUUCGCGGUCUCUGGAUAUGCUUCCACUGAAGGCCGGCACUGUAAGCCCUUCAACCCUUUGCUUGGAGAAACCUAUGAAGCUGACUUCCCUGAAAAGGGUAUUCGUUUCUUCUCUGAGAAGGUCAGCCACCAUCCAACUGUUAUCGCCUGCCAUUGUGAAGGUAAAGGUUGGAAGUUCUGGGGUGACACUAACCUCAGAUCAAAGUUUUGGGGGAGAUCGAUCCAAGUCGAACCUGUUGGAGUUUUGACUCUAGAGUUUGAUGAUGGAGAAGUCUUUCAAUGGAGCAAGGUAACAUCAACUAUAUACAAUAUCAUACUAGGUAAACUCUACUGUGACCAUCAUGGUGUAAUGCAAAUCCGUGGGAACCGUCAAUAUUCUUGCACGCUCAAGUUUAAGGAACAAUCCAUUCUUGAGAGAAAUCCACACCAGGUAAAUGGUUUUGUAGAGGACGUGGCUGGACAGAAAGCUGCAACAGUGUUUGGUAAAUGGGAUGAUAGCCUUCACUAUGUUGUUGGCGAUGGAGUCAGCAAGACGAAAGUCAGCGAUCCUGCAUCGAAUGCCUCGUUGCUUUGGAAAAGAACCAAGCCACCGCCUAAUGUCACUCGAUACAACUUAACCUCGUUCGCCAUUACCCUGAAUGAGCUAACACCUGGUUUGCAGGAGAUGCUUCCUCCCACAGACUCUAGGCUGAGACCAGAUCAACGGCAUCUGGAGAAUGGUGAAUAUGAGAAGGCGAACUUAGAGAAACAACGGUUAGAGAAAAGGCAACGAAUGUCACGGCAACUUCAAGAAAGUGGAUGGAGACCGAGAUGGUUUGAGAGACAAGGAGAAAGCGAAACGUUCAAGUACACUGGUGGUUACUGGGAAGCAAGAGGACACAGAAACUGGGAUGAUUGCCCUGACAUCUUCGGGGAAUUCACUGAAGAUCUAGCAGAUUCUGCUUAA
Molecule: messenger RNA, 2205 nt
Organism: Microthlaspi erraticum
Lineage: Eukaryota; Viridiplantae; Streptophyta; Magnoliopsida; Brassicales; Brassicaceae
Source: the annotation of a GenBank genome assembly